AUGGUGCAGACAAGGUCUCAAGCCAGGUCCGGGGCUGUUGCGCCCACCGGACAAGCUAACACCAGUACUGGGCACCAGAACGUUGGAACGCAGAAGCAAGCAGGGAGCAAGGCAUUAGCGAAAAAUCAACCGCAAACGAAAGUCCCAGUCAAGAGUCAACCCAAAGCCAAGAAUUCAGGGAAGAUUGGGUCGAAACGCAAGGCUCCAGUAAGAGCUCAAGCUCAACCCCAAACACCAGCGAGUAGUCCACCAAAGUCGAAGACGCCGGAGAACAGUGAGAAUAGAGCCCCAGCUGCUGCGAAUGGCGUGGCCGGGCCGCGAGGGUCACCGUUGAACCCUCCUGCUGGAACCCCGAGAAAUGGUCCGACUCCUAGCCCGACAUCGGACGGACCCGAAUUCAACAGUCCUCUAAGGGCGCCAACGGACGCCAUCAUCGCAGCCAGGUCAGAGGUGAAGUCGAAUGUAGGGGGAGGGUUCAAAAAUCCAGGCCGUCUUUGCUAUCGGAAUGCCACCAUCGUCAUGCUACUGCACAGCAACAGAUUCAUGUCCUGGAUUGAACACCGGCACAUUCCCAAUCUGAAGGCCGCUGGGUUGAGGAUCAAACCUUACAGCAAACCUCUCAUCGACGCAUUGCUUGAUGUGCCAGCUGGCGACGGACAAACAGGCGACAAGACCACAGUAGCAUUGCCCAUCGACUACACCGAUGUCCUGUGCGAACUGUUUGAAUUGAGCAGAGCGUACUGGGAUGAAAGACAAGCUCAACCAGAGACUCUCAACAUUGCAAUGGGCUUCUUCUGGGACUACGCAACCAGCCCGCGCCGCGACAAGGAAAUGAAAACAGAAACAUAUGCCCUGGAGGAUCGAUUCACAACCAAAAUGAGGGAAGCCGCAGAAGAUCAGUGCGCCUCUGAGUUCCUGGGCUGGUUGAUCACCCUCAGUAUCGAGCAGCUUAAAUACUUCACCGAGAAGAGGGUCAAUCAGCGUGAGAGCAGACUGGACCAAGCGACCCUGGACAAGAUUGUGGGCUUGGGCCAUGUCACAAUAUCAGAGUUAUUGCAAAUCACCCAAACACAACGCGCCCGGUGUAUGCAGUGCGGUUCCAUCCGCAAAGUGAAGACGCGAUUCUCACGCCUCGAUGAGCAGACAAUACUGUCCCUCCAGUUGCCCGCCACGGCCAACAGCCAAGUGCCAGUGACGUUGGAAGACUGCUUCACGAAAAACUCGGAGGAUGACUUUGAGUGGCGUUGCAGCACCUGUAGCAACGGCACAACAGCAUAUAAUCCAGACAAUGGCAAUGGAGCCAAGAAGAAUAUCUGGAGGAAGAUCUACUCUGCUCCCGAGGUCUUGUUUCUGCAGCUGGCGCGCUUCAAGAUUCGACUCGGGGAGGACGGUAGCGUGGAGCUAGACAGAGCAGGCAACAUCAAGUGGGGGAAGGACGCCACCAAGGUGACGAUCCCAGAGGAGCUGGACUUGACUCCAUUCCUUGAGAGGCGAGGGGAGCCCGCCGACAUCUCGGCCAAGUAUCGGCUAGAAGGCAUCGUCAGCCACUUUGGUGGCAAAGACGAGGGCCACUAUAUCGCCUACGUCCACCGCAGAGACAGCUGGUACGUGUUUGACGAUUCCAGCGAGGUCCGAAAGAUUUCUUUUCAAGCCGUUGUCGACCAGUUUGAUGGUUUCACGCCCUAUGUGUUGCUGUAUGAAAGGAUCCCUGACGCCAAACAUGACGCCGCUGGCCGUGAACGCGAAACACUCUCCGUGAGCAGUACUGGUAAUGCUAGUAGUGCUGCCGGUGGUGCUGGAGACAACGCCAGUGCGGGAGACACCAGCGUUGAGCCGGACGACGACGACAACAACAGCAACAACGCCACCAAUGAAGAUGGCGGCAGCCCGAACAGAGGUAGUCAAGCUCGUUCCAAUGGCGCAAACGAUGUGUCCAAGUCUACAACCGCCCAGCUCAAGCUUGCCACAGCAAACGGCCAACGUCCAGGUCCCGGACAGUUGUCCAUCAACAUCACGACGGGUUUCGGCCGCUACAAGAUCUUGCUCCCAACGCUCGUGCUGGAAAACUAUGUGCCUGACUCCCACGGCAAGAAUGACGCCUACGUCAAAGUGCGUCUGGAGGACUCCUUGGGCCAACGGACAGAGGUUGAAGGGAUUGGCUCGUUCGAGAGACCUGGCCCUGACAGCACUGGAGACGGCGAAGACGCCUCUUCUAUCAUGUUGAACCCAAAUUUCGCGCCUGGACAGACGCCUGUUGCAUCAGUGGAAAUCAUAUCUGACGACCAACACCAACGCACCCCCCGGACACCAUCCAACAGGUCUCUAUUCAAUGGAUCUUCGAGCGGUGACACUGAGUUGGACCCUGCGCUUCUGCCAGACGUCCCUGACCACAGUCCCAGCCAACACCGCCCUCGCCGGACCCACGGUGCUGGAUCGGGCGAACGCCAGAACCGCAGUGAUGGAUCCUCGGGGGAUUCCAAACGGUCGCCGUCAUCCCUGGACAACGGCGCGCCCUUCCUCUACCAGACGCCGACCGUACAAACCAAGCUGCGCCAGAUCUUCACCCACAUGGAGAAUUACUACGAGGACACGAUCAAGCGCCACCUGCACGCGGGCGUCGUCCCCAUCUACCAGGCCGAGAUCGUGGCCCUCAACGGCAAGAUUGCAGAGUACGAGCGCCUGUUGGGGGAGAACGCCGACGACGCCGAGGAGCAGCUCUUCUACUGGAGGGCCCGCGAGGCCGGCUUGCUGGAGACGCACCAGAAGCACCUGCUCUGGAUCGCCGACUUGCAGGAGCAGAACCGCGCCCUCCGCGCACAGUACGCGUGGCAACAUUACAACCCGACGGGACCUGGGGCCGGCCUCGGCAUACGUGGCGUUGAGACAGUGCAGCCGGUGGUUCCAGAAACAGUGAGGACAGGAGCAAGACAGAAGAGGCCCCUCGGUCAGACCAACGAGAGUCACCAGGAGUCGGUUUUCGACGAUCGUGCGGUGUGGCCCAGGACCCCCAAGCGAGUCAAGUUCAGCAACAACAGUAGCGUGGCCGGCCAAGUGGGAGACGCGACACAUUUGCAGGAAGAUAUCGACUACGACUCGCGUGAGCUAACCGAGUUGCACUACGACUCGGCUGGGGGCCGGCUCUAUGACGACUCCGAGGACGGCGGGGACGUUGUCAAGGCCGAGAAGUUGCAUGAUGUGUUUAGGCCGGAGCCAGAGCCUGAGGAGGACGAAGAGGAGGAUGAUGAUUACGAGGAGGACGAGGACGAAGAUGACGAUGACGAGGAUGAAGAUGACGAGGAUGAUUACGAGGAGGAUGACGACGAUGUCAAAGACACCCACCACCCCCUCAACCCCACGGCCGUGAAAGAAGAAAGCCCUCUCCCAGACUAUGAGGACAUGGUCCCCGAGGACGAACGGUACGACGCCUCGACCGAAACGUCGCCCACGCCGUGGCUGUACCAGAAAAUCUCCAGCGGGCGCCGGGUGCCCAUGGUGCACCUGUUGCGCCGGUUCCCAUCGACGCCCACACGCGUGGUCGGGCCACGACAAGCCACGCCAGCAACGGCGGCACGGACGAGACCCAGUCCGCUCCAGAUCCGACACAGUCCGGCCCAGGGCCGCGUGGACGGUCGCGUGCGCAGCAGUCCUCACCACUACCAGACGAGCAGACGUCGUGAGCGGAAUACAUGGUCGGUCGAUUUCGACGAGGAUGGCGUUCCGCGAUAUUACAGGGUGUGA
This is a messenger RNA of Fonsecaea pedrosoi CBS 271.37, 3738 nucleotides long. RefSeq lists its product as uncharacterized. Gene Ontology annotation, molecular function: cysteine-type deubiquitinase activity. The transcript is spliced from 2 exons. Gene Ontology annotation, biological process: Ras protein signal transduction; protein K48-linked deubiquitination; endosome organization. The record is from RefSeq and is a predicted model, not a curated record. Gene Ontology annotation, cellular component: cytosol; extrinsic component of endosome membrane; dendritic spine. Lineage: Eukaryota; Fungi; Ascomycota; Eurotiomycetes; Chaetothyriales; Herpotrichiellaceae. The coding region runs from base 1 to 3738 and encodes 1245 amino acids.